CAGCCAGGUACAAGUAAUAGUUAAAUAGUUAGCAGCCUUGGCUCUAGUGAUAAGCACAGUGCUGUUUGUAUCAUCGUGUAGUUGUGUUUUAAGUAAUUCCCCAGUGUUUAGAACUCUACCCAUGUGACGUCAUCUCCCAGCGCCAGAAAGUCCCCCUCCCAUGCUGGUUUUAUGAUGAUGGGUGAUCUCCUGGAGACUGUGUGCCUGCGGGAUCCUGGCUGUGUCCUGCCCCAGGGAUUCUGGGCAGCUGUCACUGUCUGGCUGGAGAAACCACAUGUGCUUAAUAAGCGAUUAUGCGGAUCCACCACCCAGUGGAGGUGGGAAGUGAGCCCUGCAGUGCCUGCAGAGAGUCAGACUGGACCAGGUGAAGAGGAAGAGCCAGAGGGGCUGGGUGGAGUGCUUGGUGCACUCUCUGGCAUCUGUAGCCCUGGGCAAGAUGGGGGUAUGCUGGAGAGGAUCAGAGGAUAUGGAGAGAGGGGAGCAGCCAGUGGCACCACCAUCACCCUAAGGACACUAAUCCCAAAGGCUAACCCUCACUAUCCAUCUGUUCACCCCAGGAGAGAAGCUGUGAUCCAAGGUACCCACUGGCUUGGACCUUCAGGGAUAUCCACCAAAGUGUGACUUGUUUGGGAUGUGAAAGUGAAUUCAAAGGGUUUUAUUGCAACUUGUAGCAAACCGAAAAUUGGUUUGCAAAAUUUUAGUCAAAAAAAAAAGUGGAAUACUCCAAAGCAGUCACAGAGUCAAUAUUGUAGGGUAAAAGUGUAUUUUAGCGUAUUUUGUUAUUUGCCGUUUCGUUCAGGUGUAAUUUAAGCAAAUAAAGCGAACUCCUAUAGUAUUUCUCUUACCUAGAAUGUGGGGUUAAAAGUAUUUUAGAGUAUUAUAUUAUUUGGAGUUGGAAAUUUUGCCUUUUGUGCCACUUAAUCACACCUGUAAUCAUGGUGUUUGGAUGCUGGAAUCUCUUCUUUUCUGAUGAUACGAUAAGUAUAGAAGAUAGUGUCAGGAAGCAGCGCCUGUAGCGGUAUUUCCACGCUCAAACCGACAUGGAGAAGGAAAGGAAAAAGAUGCAAAUAUAGUGCAGUAUGUUAGACCUCUGGUGUUUGGUAAAUAAAAGAAAAAAUGCACUUACAAUUUUCUGGAGCUUAUACUCCGCUCCAGAUGUAUACGCCUGGACGGUGCAAUCCCUAUCUGUGGAUGUAUUGUUGGUCCUUGAGCGUUCUCAGGAGUAUCUUUAGAGAUGGUAAGGCUGUUCUUUUCUUUAGUGACAGUGGUCCAGCAUUUAAGAGUUAUCAAUUUGCAGGAAAAAGAUAAAAACACAAAAUAGUGCUCUCUUUAUGGUACAGGAUAAAACAAAUAUAAAAGAAGGUAUACUCACAAGUGUGGAGCAAAUGGAAUAUUGCUCAAUAUUAAUAGGCGUGGGUGGUAUGUCAUUUUUUUUUUCUUUUAUUUACCAAUGCCAGUGGCCUAACAUACUGCACUAUAUUUGCGCCUUUUUCAUUUCCUCCUCCAUGUUGGUUUAAAGGACCACUAUAGUGCCAGGAAAACAUACUCGUUUUCCUGGCACUAUAGUGCCCUGAGGGUGCCCCCACCCUCAGGGACCCCCUCCCGCCCGGCUCUGGAAGGGGGAAAGGGGUAAAAACUUACCUUUUUCCAGCGCUGGGCGGAGAGCUCUCCUCCUCCUCUCCCCUCCCCUGGGCUGAAUGCGCACGCGGCAAGAGCUGCCGCGAUUCAGCCGUCGCAUAGGAAAGCAUUUACAAUGCUUUCCUAUGGACGCUUGCGUGCUCUCACUGUGAAAAUCACAGUGAGAAGCACGCAAGCGCCUCUAGUGGCUGUCAAUGAGACAGCCACUAGAGGAUUAGGGGGAAGGCUUAACCCAUUAAUAAACAUAGCAGUUUCUCUGAAACUGCUAUGUUUAUAAAAAAAAUGGGUUAACCCUAGAAGGACCUGGCACCCAGACCACUUCAUUAAGCUGAAGUGGUCUGGGUGCCUAGAGUGGUCCUUUAAGCGUGGGAAUACUGCUACAGGCACUGCUUCCUGACCCUAUCUUCUAUACUAAGUGUUGUAUAUUUAGAGGCUUUACAGUAAAGAGAGAAUAACAGAUUUUGCAGAACUACAACUAUAUUGAUGCUUUGUCAGCUUCCUGCUUUAACCCCUUAAGGACACAUGACAUGUGUGACAUGUCAUGAUUCCCUUUUAUUCCAGAAGUUUGGUCCUUAAGGGGUUAAAGGGGAGAAAUGCAACAGAAAUGGCCUAAUUUUAUGUAUUAUAAAACGAAUGCAUAACAAAUGCAAAAAAAAACAAAAACAAAAUGAAUUUAAACUAUUUAUCUUUUAGAGUUUCCUUUGAUAUUCUGUUUAGUAUAAAUGUUCAUUUGUUGCACAUCUCCUUAAACUAAUGGAUUUGUAUAACAAACCAAUUUGUCCGGCCCCUUUCGGUUAGUUUUUUUUUUUUUGUCGAGCUCUCAUCAGAGCUAUGGUCUGCAUAUAUUAUUAUAUAUGCAGUGCAUAGCUUAUCUUCCCCCUAGCAGGUGAGAGCCCAAGUUGUGGCAAAACUUAGACAAAAAUAGUACAGAUAGCCUGUGUCUCUCAACCUUGGCUGCCUUAUUGACAGGUCUGAGGGUCAGGCUGAGAGUUUCUAGCAUUUACUUGUAAGCCACUCUUAGAGCUGAGAUUUGGUUGUUGUGGACUAAAUCUCCCUGAUCUUUUGCAUUAUGGCUGUGAGAGCAUUAGGGUAGCUGCUGAAGAUUGCAUACCCCUACAUAUAACUUUCAUUAACUCUGCAGGUGAUUUGGUAACAAUGUGACGGUAAUACACUGAACGCAGAGUUGAGCGCACUCUGUACAAUAAUCUGAAGGCUCAAAGUUACUUUUCAAAUAGCCACCUAACUAGCUGAAGAUCCUAAAAGGAGAAUGUGGGCAGUUCAUUGAAGAGUAAUACCUAGAAUGUAGGUGCCCUAGAGAAAAAUAAAAGAAAAAGAUAACUAUAUGAAAAAUUAAAAACUGAAUGAUGAAAAGUUAUAUCACUUAAUAGAUGGAUAGUUAUUUUUGGUAUUUAAAACACACACACAAAAAAAACAAAUGUGAAUUUGUGUAGCUUUUAGUAAAUCGGCGUAUACACAAAGCUUUCACAUUCUACAGAACAAUGCAAUGCUCAACAGAAAACAGCAUUACGUGCUAUAAUACAUAUUUAAGUAUAUUAAUUGAGACACUGUCCUUGCAUGUAAUGAUAUAAAAUCAUGGAAGAACACCAAUGGUAUAAUUGUAAAUUCACACUUAAUUUCAGUGUUUGGUUGAUAAAUGGCAACUCACAUAUACAUGAGCCUUCUUGGCUCAAAUAUGAUGGCUUGUCUGAUGUAAUUUCCACUUAGGAUGUACUGAUAAUUAAAUAUCAAUAUAAAGGGAUAAAGCAUCGCAUGUGAUGCAGUAAUCCGUAUGGAUGUAAAAUUAGGGACACUAUAGUCACCUGAACAACUUUAGCUUAAUAAAGCAGUUUUGGUGUAUAUAACAUGCCCCUGCAGCCUCACUGCUCAAUCCUCUGCUAUUUAGGAGUUAAAUCCCUUUGUUUAUGAACCCUAGUCACACCUCCCUGCAUGUGACUUGCACAGCCUUCCAUAAACACUUCCUGUAAAGAGAGCCCUAUUUAGGCUUUCUUUAUUGCAAGUUCUGUUUAAUUAAAGGACCACUCUAGGCACCCAAACCACUUCAGCUGAAUGAAGUGGUCUGGGUGCCAGGUCCAGCUAGGGUUAACCCAUUGUUUUAUAAACAUAGCAGUUUCAUAGAAACUGCUAUGUUUAUCAAUGGGUUAAGCCUUCCCCCAAAGCCUCUAGCGGCUGUCUCAUUGACAGCCGCUAGAGGCGCUUGCGUGAAAAUCACAGUGAGCGCACGCAAGCGUCCAUAGGAAAGCAUUGAUAAUGCUUUCCUAUGCGACCGGCUGAAUGCGCGCGCAGCUCUUGCCAGCUACGCUCAAAGUAUAUAUGCCUCCCUCUUAAAAAGUAUGGUGUGUUCUUGCUAAAUGUGUGUAACAAAUAUAGUGUAAUAUUGUCAAAAUUAAAGGCAACGUAUUGUCCAGAAAAUAACAAAUAUUAUUUCAGGACUAUAGGUUCCCUUACUGUGAUGUGAUCAAUGUCCACCACCCUUUUGCUCAAUAGAAUUUGAAGGCACACUAUCGUCACCAAAACAAUUUUAGCGAAAUAAAGUAGUUUGGUUGUAUAGAUUAUGCCCCUGAAGUCUCACUGCUCAAUUUGCUGUCAUUUAGGCGUUAAAUCACUUUUGUUUCUGUUUGUUUAUGAAGCCCAGGUAACACCUCCCCUAGCUGUGAAUCACACAGUCUGCAUGAAAAAAAUGUAUUCCCUUUCAAUCAGAUAGUAACUUGCUUUAAAACUUUGUAUCUAAAUUGGACUUUUAUCGCAUACAGGAGGCUCCUGCAGGGUCUAGCAAGUUCUUAACAAAGCAGGAGAUAAGUAAUUCUCAAAUUAAUAGCAUUUGCAAAUAGGAAGUAUAAAUAUUAGAUGACUAUUUACAGGAAGUGUUUAGGAAGGCUGAAUAAGUCACAUGCAGAGAGAUGUGACUAGGGCUGUAUAAACAAAGUAAUUUAACUCCUAAAUGGCAGAGAAUGGAGCAGUGAGACUGCAGGGACAUGAUUUAAUACACUAAAACUGCUUAAUUAAGCUAAAGUUGUCUUGGUAACUAUAGAGUCCCUGUAAGUAAAGAUAACUCUCCCAAUUUCGAGCACUGAGACUCCUCUACUCUACAAACUCCAGCUUUGCCACCAUUGAUGUUCGUAUACAAGUUGACAUCGCUCUUGAUAUGCAGAAUAAAUAACGGUUCAGGCACUCCGGUACAACAAAAAAUAACAGCUUUAUUGGGGCAAAAACCGCAACGUUUCAACCUUACUGGGUCUUUUUUUUUUUAAGCUACUUGAUAAAAACCUGGUAGGGUCCAAAUGUUGCUGCUUUUGUCCCAAUAAUGCUGCUAUUUUUUUGUUGUACCAUUAUUUAUUCUGCAUAUCUUGUAAGGGGGGCCUGGCCAGCCCUGGCUUCAGAGCACCUGCGUUACUUGGUGUGUGCGGUAUCCAGUACAUCUCUAUCACUCACGAUAUCAUCCAAUCCAAUGUCUAAUAGGGACAUGGCAAAAUAAUGCACUACUCCUCCAAUCAAAAUGUUUCAAUCAGGGCUAAGUUUCAUUUGGUUCUGGAGGUAGAAGCUACUACUUAAAGCUAUUGAAGUUGUGUUUAACCCUGCACGAUAAACAUUGCAGUUUCUACAAAACUGACAUGUUUUACAUUGCGGGAUUAAAAUAAGUUUUACAAGUCACAACACACAGAAUGAAAACUCACAAGGAGUGAGUGUGUGGAAAAGCGUUUAAAAGUGUGUUAAAACAUUUUAGUAGCUGCUCUAAUAUACCUGUGAGGAAAUACCCCUUCCCCUCACCUUAAUUUUAAACCAGACAAACCGUUCUAAAGAUAUAAUCUUAAUAGUUAAUGGGUGGAGUGCUUAGUGAUAUUGGCAUGCAAUAGUUGCUUUCCCCUUUAAAUCAAGUAUGGAAAUUCUGGUGUCCUGGAAUACAUUAAAGGGGAUAAAAUACAGAAGAAAAUGCUAGUGCAACUGGUACUGUUAUACAGAUAAAGUGCAGAUGAAUAUGAGAGAGGAACUCACAAUUUCCAGAGCCUGAAAAAUAAGGCUUUAUAUAAACGGAAUGGUGCUCAUAUAGAUGGCACCCCACCUUCUUCUCACAAAAUCCUUUCUCCGGAUAAAACAAGGAAAGAACUUCUGGUGUAGUAUUACUUAAAAGUAAUACAAUUAUAUAAAAAUAUAGUAAAGGACUCUCACCUUUUUAAGAGCCCAUUGAUGCACUGGUUCUAAGGUGGGAACACCUGGUGUCAGUAUUUAGGGGUGACACCCCCCUAUAUGGAAUCUGGACUAGUGGGCAGAUUGGGUGCUAAAAGCUGGUAUUUAUUAACAAACUUAUAUAUAAAAAUAAAUCAAUAUAAAAUCAAAUGACAAGCACUUAAAGGGACACUAUAGUCACCAGAACAACUACAGCUUAAUGUAGUUGUUCUGGUGAGUAUAAUAGUUCCUUUCAGGGUUUUUUUCAUGCAAACUCCUUAGAUGGCCACUGGAGGUUCUUCCUGGGUCAGUACUACCGAAAAAGCAGCCCUGACGUUCAGCAUCCCCACACUCUGCAUGGAGAUGCUGAAUUUUCCUCAUAGAGAUGCAUUGAGUCAAUGCAUCUCUAUGAGGAGGUCCUGAUUAGCCAAAACUGCAUUUGGCCCGCCCCGUGCCAUUUUUAGCCAAUCCAAUUUUGGAUUGGCUAACAAUCGUCCAUUUUGAUAAUGUCAAAGGGGGCGGAGCCAGCGCCAUCGGACCCGCGCAGCACUGGAAAUAAGCUGAGUUUUAAACAUUUAUAGGGGGGCUAAGAGGGAGCAAGCCACCUAUAUGGUGGGUUAAACACUAUAGGAUCAGGAAUACAUGUUUGUGUUCCUGACCCUAUGGUGUUCCUUAACAGUCUCUAUGGUCCAGUCCUGGGCUUCUUCAGUUGGCUGUUUUUAUAAAUACUUUUAUUAAUAAAUACCAGCUUUUAGCACCCAAUCUGCCUACUAGUCCAGAUUCCAGGUUCCAGCUGGGGGAGUGUCACCCCUAAAUAUUGAUAUCUGGUGUUCCCACCUUAGAACCAGGGCAUCAAUGGGCUCUUAAACAGGUGAGAGUCCUUUACUAUAUUUUUAUAUAAUUGUAUUACUUUUAAGUAAUACUACACCAUAAGUACUUUUCUUGUUUUUCAGUUUUAUCCCGAAAGAGGAUUUUGUGGGAAGAAGGUGGGGUGCCACCUGAAUGAGCACCAUUCCGUUUAUAUAGAGGCUUAUUUUCAGGCACAAUAUAAGUUCCUCUCUUAUAUUCAUCUGCACUUUAUCUAUAUAUAAUUUUCUUCUGUGUUUUAUCCCCUUUAAUGUAUUCCAGUACACCAGAAUUUCCAUACUUGAUUUAAAGGGGUAAGCAACUAUUGCAUGCCAAUAUCACUAAGCGCUUCACCCAUUAACUAUUAAGAUUAUAUCUUGAUAACUGUUUGUUUGUCUGGUUCACAACCCACAUUGUUCUGAGUUUACCUAACAUAUGGUGUGGUUUUUUGUUUUUUUUCUUCAUCUUCAGAAACUUACAUGUUUACAUCCAUUACAAUGAUAUAUAAAUUAACUUCCUAUAAUCCCUCUAUGGUUACUGUAUCCAAUUUUUACUCUCUAUCUGGGCAGUAAUAUGUGCUUUUCAAAAUCCUUUCAGAUAUUCCCAACAGACUUGUGACAUUUAUACCUCUGGAAGAACCAAAUUAUGGACAUUUCCAGGUCAAGAAAAAUAACAUUUAUCAAAUCCGUCUUGCACAUGUCAAGGAUGAUGAAUGGUGAGGACUGCAAUAGAAUAUUCCUGGCUGAAUAUAUUACCAUUAAACAGAUAUCCAUGUUAAAUGUCUUCUAAUAUUGGUAGACAGUGGUUUAAUGCAGUCAGCUUAUAUAGUUUAUAUUCGUAUUUGAAAGGGAAAUUUGUCCAUGAAUGAGUUUAGCAUAACUAUCUUAUGUCUAAUAAUAGGCAUGUAGUCUUUUUCAUGUGUCAUUUAGCUUUAUGAGGUGAGAUUGCUUAAUGUACUGACUGCAGCACCAAUUCAGGUACUUUUAGAUUGUAAGCUCCUUAGGGCAGGGUUCUCUUCACCUGCCUUUUUCGUAUGCCAAUCAUGUUUUGUUAGAAUUUUGUGUUUGUCUUGUUUGCCUGUCGUACAGCACUGCGGAAUAUGUUGGCACUGUAGUAAUAAGUAUAGUUGUAAGUACAUCUGCUAUUCUUGCUUUAGCUUUGUGUCACCUUUACGUGAAAUACAUUUGUAUUGUUUUACUAGCCAAAGGUGACCAGUUAUUUUCCUUUACAUUCAAUGUACUUCUUGCCCUCCUUAGCCUUUACUGCUAUGCCACCAGCCAGCCAUCUGCUGUGCAAUUUGCUAUUGGCCCUCCGUGAUCUAAGAGAACAACUGUGUAAAAAUGUAAAAAAUUAAAAAAAAAUGCAGUUUUUUUGUGUUUUAUCAGUGCUUUUCGAGCUGAUUAGUGCCUUCUUGCUUUGCCUUUUAGGUCCAUCACUCUCUCCACGUUGUGUCCAGAAAGCUGGGCUUCCGAUGGUGUGGUUUACCCUAAAAUUUGCUGGAUGAGAAAUGAACUGCUAUCUAAGCUAGCAAAGUGGUCCACAGAGGACAAGAAAAGCGAGUUUAAAAGUACCCUAUCUCUAAUUGCUGUGGAUAAAUAUAGCACACUAUAUCAGCGCCUUAAGGAGAAAUACAAAGAGAUGGUGAAGGUAAUUUGCAAUUAUAUUUUAUUGGCGUUGUAAUUAGGAUGACUUUAUUCAGCUGACAGUUCAAUAUUUUAAAAAGUUACCGGUAACUCUUCCUUUCUUUAUGUUUUUUUUUUUUUUGUUUAAGUGUUUAACAUUUGUUUUAACCACGUUAUUUUAAUAGAAGCGAAAUAAUAGAAGAGAAAAUAGGAAUGCAAAUUUUUCACAUGUCAUUUAGAGCAAAUACUAACUUACAGCUGGGUAGACUGCUGACAGUGUCUUGAUAACACAGAAACAUUUUAGCAUGUUCCUUCAAAAGCCCUUGAGCAUGGCAUCAUGGGUGAUUUGGUGUGUUAGAUUAAAAAAAUAAUAAUAAUAAUUUAAAAAAAACUCAAUUUUUAGUUGGCUAUUUUUAUUGUCUAUCCCAGAAGUGAGUCUACUUCUACUACUUCUGUAAGUACAGAAUAAUUAUUGCAACAUAGCAAUGCAUAUCAAGUGUCAUUUUAGAUACAGGUAUGUAUAUAUAUAUAUAAAAUCUAUUUACACAUGUUUUCAUACCAGGAAUGUCUUAGUAAUGUACACGCUGGCAAAAGUUCUGGAUAUGAUUCUUUGUAAAUGUAUUCCAGAUGGCUUUGAAUGCUACACUGCACUUUUUCAGAAACUAUUCAAUACCGCAAUCUAAAUCAAAAUCUGUAUAAUUACUUCCUAAACAUUUUAUGUAUUUUCUUCAAAUUUAAAGACUGAUGUAACUCCACAUUUUUUAUAUUAAAGGGACACUAUAGUCACCAGAACAACUACAGCUUAUUGAAUUUGUUCUGGUGAGUAUAAUCAUUACCUUCAGGCUUUUUGCUGUAAACACUGUCUUUUCAGAGAAAAUGCAGUGUUUACAUUACAGCCUAGUGAUAACUUCACUGGCCACUCCUCAGAUGGCUGUUAUAGAUCCUUCCUGGGUCAUGGCUGCCUAAAAUGCAUCCAAACAUUCAGUGUCUCCUCCUUCUGCAUGCAGACACUGAACUUUCCUCAUAGAGAUUUAUUGAUUCAAUUCAUCUCUAUGAGGAAAUGCUGAUUGGCCAGGGCUGUGUUUGAAUCAUGCUGGCUCCGCCCCUGAUCUGCCUCUUUGUCAGUCUCAGCCAGUCCUAUGGGGAAGCAUUGUGAUUGGAUCAGGCCACCACUUCUGAUGAUGUCAGCAGAUGUUCAGGCUUGAAUACAUGUAAGAUUUUGCUAUAUUUAGGGAGGCAUGAUGGACCCAGGGGGGCUAGAUGGUGGUUUUAACACUGUCAGGAAUACAUGUUUGUGUUCCAGACCCUAUAGUGAUCCUUUAAAGGGUCAGGCUAAACACCAAAAGCACAUUGUCUCAUUGCUUAAAGAAGGGCUGUCCAACCUGCGGCCCCCCAGAUGUUGCUGAACUACAACUCCCAUGAUUCUUUCAAUGAAACAGCCAAGCAAUCAUGGGAGUUGUAGUUCAGCAGCAUCUGGGGGGGCCGCAGGUUGGACAGCCCUGGCUUAAAGCAUCCUGAGCCCACUGUCAUUACUAAGAGAAGAAUAAAUUGACAGCGAUUUGUAUUAGGACUGUCAGACAACAAGCCCUGAAAGCACUUUCAGGUUUCUUAUCGAUGCUUUCUCCCUUCCCAGGAAACUGAGUCAAGCCACAUUUAUGGACCACAACACAGCCUGGUUCAGUAAACCGUGACCUGGGCUGUGUAUAAAAUACUAGCAGCCGCAGUAUGGCAGAAGUCCGUUUAAAUUAUUGUUCAAAUGAUCCAUUGAUGGAUGGAGAAUUCUGGGUUAAGAUCUGCCUCCAUAAAGUAAAAUAGAUGCUACUUACUCAAGUAUAUCUACCCACUGUGGGAGUGGGUAUGCUUUAGUGGUUAUGGUGCUAGUGGGCCAUUCCAUCCUACUUUUUUUAACAUUUUGUCUUUUUACCUGGGGUUCACAGUUAUAUUUUGCAAUAUAACCGCUUGAUCUGUAAGUAAAUAACUGUGUACAGGCUGUCUUUGCCUUCAGAGUUUUUCACUCAACAUUUUUUACAUUUGUAUUCUUUAUUUUCAAAGCAAAUGUAUACAGUGUGCAUUCGUGAGUGUAAUAUACUUAUACACAUUAUUUCACAUUGUGCAGGUUGUUAAUGAAGUUUGCAUUUUCAAACAUUUCUACGGAAUUCUAAUAGUACACUUGUGCAGUUUCAAUGGAGAAAUUAUGUUGUUCUUCAGAGAGGAAGCAGGAACAGGUCAAAUGAACUAAACAUAUAGUACUUUUUUUGUAACCCUGCAAUGCACCGGGCAACAUUUUUACAGUUUAAUUCCUUUAAGAUGAGUUAUUUUAAUGUGAACCUGUCACUCUCAUUAAUCACCUAUGCAUAUGUAUAUUUUUUUACCUCCCUGUUGUGCAAUCAACAUUGCAUAUCUCAGUAUGCCUCUGACCCACUUUCCUUAACUGGCUGCUGGCUUAAUAUAUUUAUAUCUAACUUACUGGACAGAUAGUUUUUUUUUAUCACCACCCUUUUUUGCAGGUAGGCCCUUUGGAAAUGUAGUAUUCAUUUUAUUUUCCUGCAUCAGUUGUGUUGGAAAUAUUUUCAACACGUCAACACCGCAUGUCCAGCUGAUUUUUAAUAUACACUUUUUUCCUAGCUGGCAGUUCCACUCUGUAUAGUAAUACCCAACAGUAAGCCCAUGCAUCCAGGAGAUUACAUAAUGCUCCUUACUGAAUGUCUGGUGUCUCCAGACAAUCUGGAUAACUAUUUCUGCUAAAUAGCUUUCCUGUCCCACUGCGGCUGCUGUUCCAUAUGGAAAAUGAAUAACCUUGAACAUGAAUUGUCAUUCUUUCUAUAUCAUUUUUUAAAUGUUAUAUAUUUUUGUUUAAGGUCUGGCCUGAAGUUACAGAUCCUGAGAAGUUUGUUUAUGAAGAUGUGGCCAUAGCUACGUAUUUAUUGGUAAGCCUUGCAUCUGUUACAUCAAUUAUUUUGUGAAUUUCUGCGUGCGUAUGAAUAAAGCCGAUGUUUCAUUGGAUGCAUGUUCAGAAGUAGUGGAGCUGUACUUGGACCAUGCUUAUAGUGAGCUAAGAGAGAUCCUUAAAUUAACUUUUGUGGUCUAUAGUUAGGGACUAUCCAUAAUAUAUCUAGACACAACUAGACAGCUAUAUAAGUUGGCUCACUGGUACUAUUAUAAUAAUAAUAAUAAUAAUAGAAAAAAGUAAUAAAAGCAACAUAUGUAAAAUAAAUACAGAAACUCUUACCAUUAGAUAGGCUAAAGUGGUGGUUUAACAAAACAAAUUCUAAAUACAAUAUGUGGCUGUAGUAUAAUAAGUAUAUAAUCCUUCACGUUUAAGCAAAUCCUUUCACUGCUGUUAAACAAAAUGAAGAUCAAAAAAAUUGUGGACUCCAAAAUGAUAUAAUGUCUUGGCUUUACAACAUGUGAUUAAUAAUACAACAUAUGAAUAAUAACGAUGCCCAAUUAACUUAUAAAUAUCGCAGAUCUCCAGCCAUCUUGCAUUAUUUCAUUUUUUUUUUGUACUGGUCCUAUUUAUAUUUGUAACAGAGAGUAAGGGACAGCAUACAGCUUUAUUCUUGUUUCCAGAAGCAUUCUGAUUUAUAUUUCUACGAUAUUUUUUCCUCUAAGACACACAUUUUCAUAUGUAAAGGAAUAGCGCUUUACUAGCCAUUUUAUGUACCUUAAUACUCCAUCCUUAUUCAUUUUUCUUUAAUAAAUGACUUGAAAACUGGUGUGCAAAAUAUUGGCAGAUCAAAAUAGUUUAUCUUUCAUUUAUUUAAAAAAAUAGUAAUUUUCAUCGUAUUCAUUAAUUCAGACUUGCACGAGCAUACCUUACCUUUUCAACCACUUUGCAUAUUGUUGAAAGGGCUGUUGUCUACAAUUAUCCCUUCUUGUUUAGAUUUUUUUUUUUUUUCUUCAAAUUUUAGAUAUAAGUUUAUUUUGUUCUAGAAAUACAUGGUUUUGCAUUCAUCGAUAUUGGAUCUAACCCGCUACUUGCCAAGUGAAGUCUCCAGUUUAUUUAAAUCUCUGCAGGAAAGUAGUAUUCUGUUUAGGCUGCAAAAUAUGGUAAUUAACAGGUUGCUGCUUAUUUUUAUUUUUUUUAUUUAUAUAUAUAAAGAUUCUUUGGGAAGAGGAAAGAUUACAAAAGCGCCUCGGUGACAAACAAUCCUUUGUGGACUUGGGAUGUGGAAACGGUCUUCUAGUCCAUAUAUUAAUCAGGGAAGGGGUAAGUACCAUAUGCUCAUGCACGCUUAUAUAUAAAAAUGGGUUCUAGUUAAACUAUUUCUUCUGUAUAGAGAAUGUGCAGCUUGGAUAUAGAGAUUGCUAAGCUAAGUUUUCUACAGCAUGCCAGAACAUGUGCUUAACCCCUUGUCCUUAAGGAGUUAAAGAAUUACUAUAAGCACCAAAACCACUGCAUCUUAAUGUAAUGGUUUUAGUGCAUCGAUGUAUUUUUUUUCAUACAAAGUAAAACUCUGGCUUUUCUGCAAUGCUUACAUUUGUCUGAGAACACGCCUCUUGUGACUAUCAGACAGACAUUCAUUUGGGGUGCUUCCUCCUCAAGACUUUUGAAUUUCAAAGGUCCUCAUGUUUGUCUUCGUCACGCACAACAUGGCGACGCCGGAUGCAGCUAAAGCUUCUCACAGGGAUUCUUUGUAUUGGAGUGAGGUGAUUGCAACGCAUGUGCUCUUUGUUGAAAUAGUAUCAUUUUAAAGAUACAUAUUAUGUUGUUGGAGAAAUCAAAGUUUGAGAGAGUAAUUUGGUUAAUAUAGAAAAUGUUUGAAUCCGAACACAUUUGUCAGAUUGUAAGACUUUACUGCAUAUUAUUGCUUGUGAGAUGUUUAGAAUAAAACUUUAGUGCUUUAGGUUCUAUUCCCAGCAGAGUCAAAUGUGUAUUUCAUUCCUGUGAGAUUCAUAUAAUGAGUACUUCUCAGCAUCAUAAGAAUAAUAUCUGUACCCCUGGUAAUAUGUGGAAACAGGAUACAUUUCCAAUAAAUCCUACGUAAUGAAGAAUGUUUGCAUUGCUACAUCUCCCUAUUACAGAUAAUGAAAGACUUCCUAAUCUUCUGUUUAAGUUGGCAGUUUUAUGCAAAUAUGCAAUUGGAAUCAGAAUGUCAGGGUCACCAGGUACAUUGUACCCUGCAAACCGUCAUUUAAAAGAGCAGUGUCAAUACUUGAAGGAAGUUAUUUGCCCACUCUGACAUUAUUCAAUGGGCAGGAAAAAACUGACCGGGAAGAAGGAGAAAGGGGAAAGAAAAAGGCCUGUCAAACCGCUAACAAGAAAUAUUUAUGUAGGAAGAAUCCGAACAAUAAGGUGAAACCUAUAGACAGUGGAGGGGCCGACCAAUCUAGGCAAGGAAAUAGAAACUGUCAUCUCGGGUGGUAACUGGCAAACUUGCGUUAAAUACUGAAAACAUUUAAGAGCAUAAAUUGAGUGGAUACAUAAAAUCAUUUUCAAGGAGGUUUUCUUUUUUUUUUUUAAAUCGCUUUUAUUCUUUAUUCAGGUUGACAAUAGAACUUGAGUGGUCUAAAAAAAUAAUGAAUAUUCAUUCACUUAUUGCUGCCAUACAAUGUUUUUAAGUUUAAAUUGCCAAGUUGAUUUAAUGCUUUUCAUUUAGCAGCCAGGUAUGCUACAAUUAAUAACACGUUACAAGGCUGCUAACCUUUGUCUCUCUGCCAUCCAUGUCUUUUUUUUUUUUUUCUAUCUGGAAGCAGCUGUCACCUUGCAUAAGGUCACAGUCUGCAAUAAUUUAAAUUUACAAUUAAUUGUUUUUAAAUCCUACAUUGACGCAAAUCUUCAUCAUUUAAUGACGUGUUAUGGUUUUUUAAUUUUUUUUUAACUUUCUUUAAGCAUCGAGGUCGAGGCAUUGAUGUGAGAAAAAGAAAAAUUUGGGAUAUGUACGGCUCAGAAACCAUCUUGGAGGUAUUUUGAAACUGCACUAUUUUUAGAGACACUAUUGCUUUCUGUUUGAACUAUAAUAUUUUUGUUGUAGCUUUGAGUUUAAAUGCUUACAUUUCCAUAGUGAUGAAAAGUAAAUGGUAAAAUUGUAUAUUUUUUUUAUUUUUAUUUUUAAAAACCUGGUCAGUUCUCACAAUAUUUUUAAUGCUUGAAGCCCUAGUUUAAUUGUGAAAGAGGCUCGCUAUUACUGGAACUUCUGCUCCAUGUGGAGGAUCUGUACAAUAUGUGUCUUAGAUGCAAGAUCAGGAUUCGUGGCUUACCCAGACUCAAAAAUUUGACAGAUUGAAGGAAUCUCUGCAAGCCCUCUCCAGCCAAGUCCUCUGCAACGAAGAGCCAACACCAAUUAAGAUAGACAGGGCACUCUGCCCCUACUAUCCACAUGGCCCCUCGAGGGAUGUCAUUUGUCAGCUGUACUCCUACCCGACAAUGGAACCCAUCAUAGCUGCUGCACGAGCACAAUGCUCGUGGACCUACCACAAUGCAAAAGGUCUAUCAGAUCUCUCACUAGAUGAUCGGGGGGUGUGGGUGAGGGUCUGGAGUUUGGUGGUGUCGAGCAUAAGGACACAGCUUACAUAUUGGCCAACUAAAAAUGUUAUGAAAACAGGUUGGAAAUCUUGAAUGUAACAGUCCGGCACAGGGAAGCGGAGGCACUGAGGAAUGCAUUUCGCUUUAAAUGAUACAGAGAGCGAAUGAAAUGCCUGGUAUCAUUGUUCAUCCAGACCCACUACUGACAUCCUCUCUCAGCAAGUGCAGAAGCAGAGCAGAACAGUGGCAGUGCUGGAGUCAAGACAUAGAAGAAGGAACAUACGGCUGAGAGGUAUCCCUGAGAGAGUUGGUGGACUGCACUUUACUCAGAGGGUGAUUGCCACAAUGGGCCUCAAAGGUUGAGCUGACCUGUGGCCUGUGGUGUCGGCGUUUAACAUCCGAAAAGCAGCAGCAGCCUCAGAAGGAGAAACCAGAGACACAAUCAUCGUAACUAAAGAUGUCACAGCAAGAGCCGCUAUCAUGGCUCGAUCCAGGGCCCUAGGGACGGUAGAGUUUGAGGGAUGCUCGGUGGCACUAUAUGGAGACCUCCCGUUUACAGUCUUGGUUGAAAAAAGAACUGGCCCCAGUUGCGAAACGGCUAAGAGACCACUCAGUCAGGUACCGCUGGGGAAUGGAGGGCUAACUCAUAGUCACACAAGGGCUUGCAAUGCUCACCCUGACCUCUGCAGACAACCCAGAGACAUUCCUCAAGAGAUUAGGAGUGCCAGCCAAGUCAUCAACAUCUGCAGCACAAGCACCAGAGGAACGAGAAUCACAAGACUGCCCAGUAAAAGGGACGGCGCAGCCCCAGGCUACAAGAACUGGGUUUAAAGUCCGCAGGCAACAACUCAAGCUGUAACCCUUACUGCCACCACCAACCAGAAAACACCACACCCAGCUUGAUUAAAAUGUCUUGCAUAGCCCCUGGUUUAUUUUCUCUUCUGUGUAUCACACAGGCACAGUUAUUAACCCUACCCAUCUUAGCUGCCCAGAAGCUCCCACCAAGUGGAGUGAAAAAGAUCUCUUGCCCUUUGAAUGCUAAACCGCAACAGCAAAAGUGAACAUUGCCCCGAAAAUGCUGAUGUCUCAUAAGUUGUAUCCUACCACUGUACACAUAGUUGAGCAAUGUGCUCCUUCCUAAUGUUUAAUUGCAUUUGUUAUGCUGUUUUCAUAUAAUGUCUUGGAUAGAGGUGGCUCUAGACUUUAUGAGGCCUUAGGCGAAACUCAAACAGAGAGUAUCCUUGUGUGUGUGUGUGUGAAUGUAUGUCUCUGUGUGCAUGUUUGCGUUUUUUGUCUGGAACCCUAUGUGUAUGGAGUAGCUGCUUGAAGUGUGUUGUGUGUAUGGGGGGUUGAUGGUGUGAGGGGUUGAUGAUGAGAGGGACAGGGUGUUGAUGAUGAGAGGGUGAGGAGGUGAUGGUGUGGGAGGUAGAGGGAGGUGAUGGUGAGGGGGGGGUGAUGUGAGGUCUGAUGGUGAUAGGGGGGAGACAACAUACCCUUCCAUGGUGGUCCGGUGGCCAUUACUUACCGUGCCCCGCAGCUCCUUCACAAGUUCAAUAAUGAGAUUUCGGAUUUGAGCUGGUGAUGUGAGGUGGCUGGGUUGACAAUAUACAACAAGUGGAAGCUCUAACUUCUUUUUUUACAAAACAAUACUGAAAGAUUUAACACAACAUGGCUCCCUUGGAAUGAUUAUAUAUCAAAACUAGAGGAACCAAACCUGUUACCUACUGAAAGAAGAGGGCCACUAGAUAACUUUUUUAACCUCUAGACAACCCCUUUCCUGCUGCCCCCCACACUUUUUUUUUUCUCUUUCUUCUCUUCUUUCCCCGUAUAACCCUCCAGACCAACUCUCUGCCCUAUCCCCCUCCUCCCCAUUCUUCUCUCUAAAAGUUGUUUGACAAAUAAGAAAGCCAACACCCCAUACACAGACUUCACCUAACCAGUCAGCUUGUUCAGAGGAGAAUGCACCUACUGCUCAGUUAGUUAUUUAUUUAUUUUUUUCUCUCAACUGUAUAAUCAAAUAGCAUGCAGGCACCAAAUAUCAGGUUUCUGUGCUUUUGUCAUGUGUUAGUCAGACACUGUUAAUAUUAUGAUUUGUCUAUUUCUGUACCUGAAAAAAACAGAAUAAAAAUUGUCAAAAAAAAAAAAAGAUUAGGUUGGAUUCGGUUAGUACUGGGAUGAGGUUUUGGGUUAGAUGUGGGAUUAGGAUUUGGUUUAGAAGUAGGGCUUGGAUUUGAGAUGAUUAGGGAUUAAGAUUGUUACUUACCAAAGAUAUACAAAGAGGGGUUUGUUGCACUCAGGAGGUGUUGGUGAGUACAGCUAAGAUAAUUUUGUUACAGUGGAAGAUUUAAAAAAUAAGCAUUAAAAAUACUAUAUGUAUGUAAAAAUAGAAAAAUAAAAAUGAAUGCCACAAACUUUCACAAAACUCCUCACAAUGUCCACUUUUGCAAAUGCAGUUAUGGCGUAAUUUAAAUUUAUGAGCUACUGAAAUGCCAUUUACUUUUUCAAAAACUUACCGGGCAGGAUAUAAUUUAAGUCCUGUAUUUUUUUUUUGUAAAUCUGUUUUGUAUUUUUCAAAGAGGUACAUAUAAAUAAUAUAUACAAGAGAGCGCACAGGCCUCUCCAUAUAAAGCAUAAGUAACAUAACCGGUAGCUCUGUGAUUGAACGCUCAACAUUCAGUUACCGCAGAAGUUGUACAGCAGACAUAUAUCCCCACAGUCGGCAUAUGGUAACUGGGCAAUUAUUGGUUGAGGAGAUCCUCCCUAAAACAUAAAAAUGGUAUAGUUCUCUCUGAGAUCGGGGUAUCCCCCUGUAUAUUUGCUUGCUAGCCAUACACUGUCUCUUAGAGGUAGGCCUGCUAUGUAGGACAGUUAAGAUACUGAAGAUGGAUAAAGUACAAGUGGAUAAGAAAGAUGUGGUGUCCCCUGCCCCCAAGAAGAUCGAGCACCCCACCCCCGGCAUUCUCCUGCGACUUUUAAAGCAAUCACAGCUCUUGAGCCACGAACAUAAACCACGGCUGCCAUGCCUCUGCGUGUCUGGAUCCCCCACCCCGUGUUAAAGAAUCAUGAAGCGCCUCCGCCGCCUUUAUAUCAUCGACUCUACGCAGCCAGUCUUCCCUAGUGAGAACCUCGAUCCUCCUCCAGAAGGCCGGGACAAGGGCCUUGGCCGCAUUUAAUAAGUGGCGCAAGUGUAGCAGACCCAGAGUAACCCGACCGGUUACCUCUGCGAAUUCACUUCCUUCAGCCGUUCAGGAACCCUUACAAAAAGCAGGCAUCCAUUCCCCUGAACAAAACACAGUUCUGGAGGUUACAACACUGACUGACUGUUUAUUUUGUUACACAUGGUUUAACAGACAGGGGUUUAAAUCCAGAGCCAGAGAAGCUGAAGAGGGAUGGAGGAAGGACACGGCAUCUAGGUUAAACUGGGCUGGCAGUGUUUCUGUGACAAUGUCCUGCUGGGACAGGAAACGUUAGGGGGACGGGGGAGAGAUACAGGAAGACCAUACAUUCACAAAAGGAAGGGAGUGGGGGUAGAGACACAGAGCAAUCCAUUUCACUUACUCUACUUUAUAGAGCUGCUGCAUAUACAGGCACAAAACACUAAAGGAGAAAGCACACAAAUAAUCAGUGGGCAUGGUACUCAGUGACGACGGUCCGUAACAGUAAGAUAGACUUUUUAUAGACCGAGACAGGUUUUGAUGACACAUGCAGUAAAGCGAGUCCGAGUCCCCUAAGAUUUCGGUCACUGCUUCCUUCACCAUCUCUCUCUUUAGGAUAAUGUUUUGACACUCCCACCAGAUGUGGAUCAUUGUCCCUCUCUCCACCUGGCAUCUCCAGCAUGUGAAGGGGACCGUAGGGAAGAUUCUAUGAAGGGGUGGUGUUUUAUACCACAGGGAGAUCAGUUUAUAGUUCAUCCACUGGUACUGGGAGCUGAUGGAGCGCUUUUGUUGCCAUAGUACUACCUUUUUCCAUUGCGAUGCUGAGAAAGUCUUGCCCAUGAGAUCUUCCCAUUGCCUUUGAAAAGUGUUGUUUAUUGACUUAGACCCUACUAGCAGAUAUUUAUAAAGCAUAGAGACUACUUUGUCAAGUGUAGAGCCCCGCACUCAAGUAGCAAAUAUCACGUUUACUAAAAAAUAAACUGCUAAAGUGCAAUGUGUUUGUAAACAAUGCAAAAAUAAAACCAUACAAUAACAUUUUAACCCCUUAAGGACAGAGCUUCAAAUAGCUUGUCUUUCACUUAAUGACAACAGCAUUUAUUUUUUAUUUUUUGCUGUUUGCAUUUUACAAAUUUAUUGCACCGCCACAUAUUAUAUACUGUUUUUUAAAGGACAGAAAGGGCUUUAAUUUGAUGUAACAUAUAUAUAUAUAUAUAUAUAUAUAUAUAAAAAUACAAAAUUUGUGGGGUUUUUUCACAGUUUUUGCAAUAAUAAUGUGUGCACAGUUAGUGCAGCUUAAGGAAAGUAAUUAAAAAUAAAUUAAUUUAGUUGUUCUGAUUUACAGAAUAUAUAAUGUGUCUGGGAUUUUAAGGUGUUUUUUUUUUUUUUACAGGUCACAAAGCACAAGGAGUAAACUAAACCUUUAAUGUGGAGCGAUUUUAGAAUUUGGUAUGUUUGUCUUGUAAGCUUAAUAGCCAUAAAAGAAAACAAAAUUGCCACACAAAAGUAUAUAUUUAUAUAAAGUAGACAUCACGGGCUAUUUACCUAAGGUUGUUUUGACACUUUCUACGUAGCCAUUUCACCGCCAACCUCUGCUAAAUAUUGGAGUAAAAUUGUGGGUUUUUGGUUUUUGGCACACAAACUUAUAACAGAGAAAUUCUCAUGUGUAUUUUGUAAAGUUGGUGUGUGCUAUCCCUGUACAAAGUUUUAUUUUGUGUUCAGUUACAUCUGCUGAGUAAAAUGACACCCCCAUUGUAUGUCUUUGGCACUAUUUCGUGAAGUUACAGUGCCAUACAGGAUACCUGUCCUUUUCAGUAUUCACAGUAGGAUUUUGAGAGACAGAUUUAAUGAGCCUAUGCUUCCAUUUGGGGUAUUAUGGUAGUUUGACUGUUCAAAAAAAAACCACAAAGUCCUACCAUUUGUAAAAGUAGACACUCCAUAAGGUGCAUAUUGUGCCUUAACAUUUUUUCACCAAUAUAUGCCAAAGUAUGUGGUAAAAAAUAAUUUUGUGCAUUUUUGCUGGGCAUUUUGUAUAUUUCAUAUGUGCCACUAAGUUCAAACCUCCCAAAUUAUGCUCAGCUAAGUCUUCUGAGUAAAAAGACACCCUCAAUGAAUAUGUUUGGCACUAUUUUGCGAAGCUACAGUGCCAUAUAGGAGAUCAAGCCAUAUCCGUUUUUGCCGAACUUUGAAUUUUGACGCUGGGCCUAUGUGCAAUUUCCAAUUGCAGGUUUUAAAUUCAAACUACCCCACAAAGGCCUACCCUUUCUUAAAGUAGACACCCCAGGAUAUUUCAAAAGGCAUAUUUUUAACCUUAGCGUGGGAUCAUUUUUCCACUAGCUUGUACCAAGUGUAGUGGUAAUAAGCAUUUUUUUCUGCCUUUUUGACACACAAAGUUUGUGCAGUAUAUUUUGCAAACCUUAUGUGUGCUAUGACUGUAUAAUACUUCAUAUGUUGCUCAGCUAUGUGGUCUGAGUACAGCAAUACCCCCGUAUGUACCUUUGCCAGGUAUAUGUGGAUGUUUAAGGGACGCAUUUGAGAUGCAGCCAUUCAGUUUUUUUCUAACUUUGCAGUUUUGCUGUGUCCAUGUUCCAAUUUGGAGUAGUUUAGAUGGUUGGUUAUUGAAACUUCCCCACAAACACAGUAUUUAUUAAAGAAUACACCCUGGGGUAAUUCAGAAGGCAUAUUUUGAACCUUGGCGUGGGAUAUUUUUUUCUCUAGUUUGUUUCAGGUGUAGUGGUAAUGAGCGUUUUUAAAUGUGUUUUUUUUUUUUUUACUUUUAAAAACUAGUUUUUAAACUUUUGUUUUGCUUAUUAAUUUUUUUUAAUUUUUCCUAAACUUUCUUAAAACUUUUUUACAGAUUUAAAAUUUUUGUAAGCUUUUUUUUUUUUUUUACUGUUAACCCCUAAGUAGCAGUAAGCAGCACUAACAGUAAAUUCCCCAUUUUCCCAUAACUCCCACCCACCCCAGCUAGCAAAAUAUAUAGUUAGAAAAUAUUUAAAUUAAAUAAAUUGAACCCGUGAGGGUUAAAAAAUAAAUAAAAGUUAAUCCUCAGGGGUUAAAAAAAAUUAGAUCAUAGUAUAAUACUGUGAGCUGUAUUUGAUCACUGUAGGCAGUGAUCGACUGGCAGGGAAGGGGUUAAUUUUUAUUUGGACUGGGGUUGUUUUUUUUAUUUUUUUUUACUUAAACUUUAUUAAAACUUUUUUAAGCUUAAUUUUUAACUUUUUAAAGUUUAUUUUAAUACUUUUUUAACGUUAACCCCUAGUUAGCCUAACGCCAAAUCCCCCAAUUCCCCACUAACUUCCACCCACCCCAGCUAGCUAAAUAUAUAAUUUUAAAAUAUUUAAAUUAAUUAAAUAAAAUUUUUUUUAAAAAUCAGUUCAUAGUAAAAUGUAAUCCCUGCCAAUUGAUCACUGUAGUCAGUGAUCAAUUGGCAGGGAAGGGGUUAAUUUUUUAUUACAAUGGGUAAAGGGGGGUGGUAUUUUAAAUGAACUUUAUUUUUUUCCAACAGGGGGCAGGAUCAUCACUGUUCCGGCUCCAUGAUCGGGUGCUCCUGGUUUGCCUCUAAUACAGAGGCAGACCGGAGCACCAUUAACCCCGCGAUCGCCACAAUAGCGGCGAUCCGGGGUUAAUUUUACCGCGUAACGGACUAGGUCUGUCACUCGUCAUUAAGGGUUCCCCCUGAAGGGGGUUAAUGAAAUUGGUGCUAAAAUGGCUGUAUAAUAAGGCUCAAAAUAUGCCACAUGAGAUACACUGUGAUGUGUACUUUCACAAACGGUAUGCAUUUAUGGGGUUAUGUUAACAGUCAAACUGCUACAAUGACCCAAAAUGAAACAUAGACCCAUCAAAUUCAUCUUUCAAAAUUCUAACUAUAAAACCUGAAAUGGUCAGGUCUCCUACAUGGCACUGUAACUUCACAGGAUAGUGGCAAAUGCAUACAUCUGAGUAUUGUUGUACUCAGAAGAUGUAGCUGAACACAAUAUAGGGUUUUGUACAGGAAAAAUACACAUUAAAAAAACCUUGUUAUAUGUGUGUGUGUGUUUAAAAUCAGGAAAAAAAAACCAACAAUUUUACUACAACAUUUAGGAGAGAUUGGCUGUUAAAUGGCUACGUAAAAAAUGUCAAAAUACUCUCCAGUAAAUAGCCUGUGAUGUCUACUUUACAUUAAUAUAUACUUUUAGUGUGGCAAUUUUAUUUUCUGUGAUGGCUAUUAUGCUUACAAGACCAACAUCAACUUUUAGCUUACUACAUUGACAUUUUAUUUCACUCCUUGUAUUUUGUGACCUGUAUCUAAUAAAAAGAAACUGAAAUCCUAGACAUAAUAUAUACUCUGUAAAUCAGGACAACUAAAUUAAUUUCUUUUGAUUUAAUUUAGAUAUUAGGUUUUCUUUGUUUUUGUUUUAGUGCUUCUCUUCUUUUCCCUCUAUUGGUUACUUUCUCUCAAUUGUUUUGACUAUGGCUCAGUUUAAAGGACCACUCUACACCCAGUGCUGAAGUGUUUAAUCGGCAAGGAGUAUCCUAUUACAUUGACUAUUUUAUAAAAGUGCUGAUUUCUCGGUUAUUUAUUCUCUCUCAUAUAAAAAAAAAAAUAUAUAUAUUUUAAAUGACUGUUUCAUUUUUUUAAAAUGUUAUCUUUUUAUUUGCAACAAUUCGAAGAUCGCAGACCAUGCCUUUCCUAAUUUAAAUAUACCAUGUCUUUAUUUAAGGAAUGUGCCAUAAAGCCAAGUGAUGAAUAUUUAUUUCCAGACACAGACUGGAUAAUUGGAAACCAUUCGGAUGAACUUACCCCAUGGAUUCCAGUUAUAGCUGCUCGGUAAGCAUGACAAAUAUAUAAAACAUACUGCCGCAGGAGAUAAGGCACAUUCUUUUAGGCAUAUAUUUUGUUUGUUCUGUUCCUCCUGAAUGGGUCAUGGCAUUGUGGCUCAUAAUAUUGCAUUGUUGUUCUGUCCACUCACCCAGGGAUAUUUGUUUUGUAAGCUAAUUAAUUAGAGGGUAUGGGUCCAGAAAUGCAUGGCCGAUGUUUCUGCUUCAAAUUCUAUACAUUGUUGUGCAGUCCACGUGAAAUAACUGGAAACUGCUGAAAGCCUGUGCUGGUGUUGUCCAACUUAUUGAGAAUAACACAUAAAAUUAUAACUAUUUAAUAUUCAAAAAAGCAACACAUGGCCACCUGCCUACAGACCUCUGCUGUGACCUACUGCCCUGGUGGUUUCACCAUGAUACAGAGCAUGGUGGCAGGGAGCCUUCAUGUACUGACACACUGUUCAACACUUAACAUUGAAUACUCUGAACAGGGCACAGUGCUGCUAAAAUAAAUUGUAAGAUUGCCCUUUGCUGUUGAUUGUGUUUGUGUUGGGGCAUUAACAGGAUUGUGUUUGUGCAGCCUGUCAUUGCUCUUUAGAGCUAGGCAUUUUGUGAGACAGAGCAGAAGUCAUGUGAUAUCACAUUCUCACCAAACCUCUCUCUAUACAGCCCUGGCCUAUCCUGUCAGCUCCAUAAACCUUCCUUACACAUACCACUCAAACAGUGUUCAUUUUGCCAUUGUGAAUUAGCAAAAAAAGAAAAAUGAUGAAAAAAGCACAACCACACUGCCAAACACGCCCUUUAACGCAGAACAUAGAGGUUCAUGAGUUUCCCCUAUUCUUAACACAAAUGGGUUUUAUGGGGCUCCUUGAAACUUGUUAACAUUAACAGCAUGUAUUAAAACAAUAAAAUGUUUUAAUGAUUUAAAAUUCCCAGCAAACCAUAAAAAAUACACACAAAUAAUAAGUACCUCCCAAUUCAGCAUCUCUACGAUAUACAUAUACAUGCAGACUGCUUUGGAAUAGAUCCCAAAUAGCUCUUCGGAAAUAGAGAUUUGGCCUCACUACAGUUUGUGUGCAAAUGAUUAACUGGAAACUGGAUGCUGUAAAAGAUUAAUGUUAAGGUAAAAUGAGCAUCUAAAAACAAAAGCAUGGUCCUCUAGUAAAUAACAGCACGUGAUGUAUCCGUAUUCCCCGUGAUAAUGGUUGGUGCUUAGGAAGUAGAAAAAUCUUCACCCAGUGUUUACACUGUAUCCAGGCUUGUGGGGACUUGUAUGAAUUGUCCAACCCUAUGAAUGUAAAAUAGACUAUUACUGACAUGUCAGCCAUCCCAAUACCUUUUUACCUUUAUUUCUAUUGCUGUUUGGCUCCAGCAUUAGCUCAUAUAUUCAUUCUUGCCACACGCAAUUAGUGGCCAGCCCACUGUACUUCUCACUAUUCUGGGGGUGCAUUAUGACAUUGGUUCUAAAGUCCAUAGUCUGCAUAGGCACCCUUCGGCCUUUUAUAAAGAGGCUGGCACGGCUCUGCAUCAUGUGAGUUCAAUUCCACCAGUUACCUCAUAUUGUGUUUACCAUAAAGUAUUAAGCAAUGUACUGUUUUUAUGUUCUCUUUUAGGUUACCCUUUGUAUUCAUUGGUUCCUAUUGACCACUUACUUUAGAUUUUUAGGUAUAUUCAUUGAGUGUGUGUCACUGCGCCUAUUUUAUUGUUGAGUAUUGUGUUUUUGAGUGCUGGUGGGGAGCACUCUAAACCUUUAACACGCACAACACACUGUAUGUCUAUCUUUGGAAGCCCCUAGACACUUUUUAUAUUUAUUAUUUACUGCAGUCUAUUAGCAAUAAGUAGAAAGAUCCAGCACAAUGCAGAAGUGUAGAGGCACUCCAAGAUAUAUUCAGAUCUCACAGCAGCAAGCAACAUUUACACUUCCUUUGAGGUCUUUGUCAAGCUUGUGGUCUGGCGUGCUGGUCGUUUCUUUUUCGAGAUUACUGCUUAGACAAAGGUCCUCUUAAUUCUCAAUCAUGCUGACAAUACUUUUUAUUGUGCCAAAACCAAAACAAGGAAGUACAUACACAAAAUCGCAGCUGCAAUUACUUUCACAAAAAUGAUGUACUGAAACCUAAAACAAACAAACAAAUCCAUGUCAUGUAAGGUAAAUAAAACAAAGGCUGCUGUCUGGUAGAAAAGCUUGCUGAUGAGCUGUGUACCCCUAAAGACACAUCUGUUACAUUUCUGUUCCCAUACACGUAAAAUUCUGAGAAGCCACGCUAUAUUGUUUUUAUUUUGUAAUUUUAUUUGGAAGCAUGAAAUGUUUGCAACUCAGUACAAAUUGCUCAGUGAAUAUCAGAACUGUGAAUGGAUUGAUGUAUCACAGCAGUACUGAUGCUGUAAUUCUCAGAAGGCAAAUCAAGGUAAAAGCUAGGCUAUUCGUUUCUGGGUAUGGACUUAUUAUAGGCUUACCUACCAGGCAUCAUUUCUCCCCUGACACUGGUAGGGUUUAAUUACUGAACUUGUUUAACCCCUUAAGGACACAUGACAUGUGUGACAUGUCAUGAUUCCCUUUUAAUCCUGAAGUUUGGUCCUUAAGGGGUUAAACUGAGUGCAUAAAACGGUAGGUAUUUACAUAGACAAAAAAAGACAGAGAUUGUUUAUCUGCUAUCUGCAAAUGUGACCAGAAAAUCCGCAGUUGGAAAAAGGAAAAAACUUUUUGUAAAAGGAUAUAUAUCCAAAUUGGGGGAUAUUUGGUACUAACCUCUAUUUUAUAGCUAGAAUAGGGUAUUGCUACAAAUAUACUACAAGGCUUUGAGAUGUAACAAACAUGUUGCAACUGAUUGUUACUGUAUUAAAUCUUCACUUGAAGAGAGAGCUAUUAGCACAUACAUGUAUUGUGCCCUUUGGUCUAUCUGCUGAGGGCAUUAUUACCUAAUCAGUCAUUUGGAAUCAAUAGUGUAAAACUAGUUAAUUCAUCUAAAUGAAAGAUAUUAAUAUCUCCUAAAUGCAGCAGUAUUAUCCGUUAUUAGAUAUUAAUUUAGAGUUUACAAGCAAUUUAGAAAAAGAAGUAGCAUAAUAGAAAAUAGAAAAAAAAAACUCACCCUUGAAGAGCUGCUUAUCAGCAAAACACGUGCUGGGGCUCCAGCAACAGACUACCCCAUCCACUGCAUGAUAUACUAUAAGAUCACCUUUGAUAGUGAUUAUAUAUUUAUUUAUUUAUAUUAAUGGGGUUCGCAAUUGUCUGUUUCGUCCGUGAUCGACAUACCUUUUAUAUACUCAAUCACAGAUUCAGUUAUCUAAUAGGUUUUCAUCAGUUGAUUUAGCAGUUAUAUGCUCCUGAAUCAUUGCAACUUAGACCUUAUACUUUGGUUUUUACAAGCUUAGGUGCCCUCAAAGGCACAGUGACCUAGCACAAAAGCCUAUUUUUGGCAACUACUUACAGAUUUUGCAGAGAUCUGUCUAGGCGCUCGUUAAGGCACAGAUUCUACAUCUAGAAAGCCAUAUUUUCCUUCAAUAUUAACCAUCACCAUAUCAGCGGCAAUCCUGUUAUUAACCCUUACCUAUUCAUAUACAGUUUACUUUUGUCGUUCCUUAGAUUCUCAGUAGUAGCUAGGACGGAUUAAGGGGCAGUUAUAUAUAGUUUAUUAGAAUUUUUAUAUAUACUCUCUAGACAUUAGACAGAGUGCACCCUAAUUAGGCAAUUGUAUACGAUUGUAUUCAUAUCUAGACAUAUCUUUUCCACUACUAAUACAUCUAUAAACUGUCUCUAGCUACUUUGUCUAGCUACUUUAACUAUAUCAUUAAAAAAUGUUCUCUUUUCUAUAAUGCUACUUAUUUUUCUAAAUUUGUUUGCAAUUAACAUAGAAACAUAGAAUGUGACGGCAGAUCAGAACCAUUCGGCCCAUCUAGUCUGUCCAAUUUUCUAAAUAUAUUCAUUAGUCCCUGGUCUUAUCUUAUAGUUAGGAUAGCCUUAUGCCUAUCCCACGCAUGCUUAAACUCCUUUACUGUAUCAACCUCUACCACUUCAGCUGGAAGGCUAUUCCAGGCAUCCACUACCCUCUCAGUAAAGUAAUACUUCCUGAUAUUAUUUUUAAACCUUUGUCCCUUUGCUUGUAUACUCUAAAUCAAUAUCUAGUCAUGGACAAUACUGCUGCAUUUAGUAGAUAUUAACAUCUUUCAUUUAGAUUUAUUAGCUAGUUUUACACUAUUGAUUCCAAAUUACUGGUUGGGUAAUAAUCCCCUCAGCAGAUAGACCAACUGGCACAAUAUAUGUGUGUUCUAUCUUCAAGUGAAGAUUUGAUACAGUAACAAUCAGUUGCAACAUUUGUUUAAUCUCAAAAUUUUGUAGAUAUUUGUAGCAAUACCCUAUUCUAGCUAUAAAAUAGAGGUUAGGACCAAAUACCCCUUGAUUUGGAUAAACAUUGAACACAAUUAUAAACUCAACACUUUUUUGUUUUUUUUGUUUUUGUCCCCAUUUUUCAUGAGCUGAACUAAAAGACCUAAGACUUUUUCUAUGUACACAAAAGGCCUAUUUCUCUCACAUAUUGUUCACAAAUCUGUCUAAAACUGUGUUAGUGGGCACUUUGCCUUUAUCGGGAUAAUCCAUCCACCUCACAGGUGUGGCAUAUCAAGAUGCUGAUUAGACAGCAUGAUUAUUGCACAGGUGUGCCUUAGGAAAAAAAGAAAACGUAAACCGCGCUGUUAUAAAUAUAAGAAGUACAUCCAUAUAAUUGCAGGUAUUUCCAAUGAGUCGAAAACCUCGAGAUAAAAUAGAAUAAAAAAAUAAUAGUGCAAUACAGUAAAAUUAUAGCAUGAAGUGGUGAAUGUAACUAAACACAAUCCACUCACAUUUCUAUGAGCUAUAACAGCUCUGUUAUAGCUCAUAGAAAAGUGAGUGGAUUGUGUUUAUAUAAGAAGUACAUACAUAUAAUUGCAGGUAUUUCCAAUGAGUCGAAAACCUUGAGAUAAAAUAGAAUAAAAAAAUAAAAUGUGCAGUAAAAUUAUAGCAUGAAGUGGUGAAUGUAACUAAGCACAAUCCACUCACAUGUCUAUGAGCUAAAACAGCUCUGUUAUAGCUUAUAGAAAUGUGAGUGGAUUGUGUUUAGUUACAUUCACCACUUCAUGCUAUAAUUUUACUGUAUUGCACUAUUACAAGGUUUUGGGAAUCCUUGUAAUGUAUACUGCUGCUUAUUCACAAAUUACUAUAGUGAGCGCCUAUUACCCUUUUUCUUUUUCUGACAGGUGUGCCUUAGGCUGGCCACAAUAAAAGGCCACUCUAAAAUGUGCAGUUUUGGGGGAGGCCGGUUGGAUGUACUGCCAAAUUCUCUGAAACGUCUUUGGAGAUGCCUUAUGAUAGAGAAAUGAACAUUUAAUUCACGGGUAACAGCUCUGGUGGACAUUCCUGCAGUCAGCAUGCCAAUUGCACGCUCCCUCAAAACUUGCAACAUCGGUGGCAUUAUGCUGUGUGAUAAAACUGCACAUUUUAGAGUGGCCUUUUAUUGUGGCCUGCCUAAGGCACACCUGUGCAAUAAUCAUGCUGUCUAAUCAGCAUCUUAAUAUGCCACACUUGUGAGGUGGACGGAUUAAUUCGGCAAAGGAGAGGUGUUCACUAACACAAAUUUAGAAAGAUUUGUGAACAAUAUUUGAGAGAAAAAGGCAUUUUGUGUACAUAGAAAAAGUCUUAGAUCUUUAAGUUCAGCUCAUGAAAAAUGGGGGCAAAAACAAACGUGUUGCAUUUAUAAUUUUGUUUAGUGUAUAUUUUUCUUACUUAUACUCAUUUGUAAUUUGUAAGUGAUUAUUUAUCAAAUGUUAAGUUUUAAUCGAACUCCUGGCAGACGGAACAGUACUUUUGCUAUUUUGGUUUUCAAUUUAUUAUAUUAGGGUUACCCCCUUAGUUUUUCCCCAGAUUUAAAUUUUAUUUAGAGCUCCCAACUUUUUACUUUUUGUAAAAGUGCUGCUUUAACAUGGCAUAAUAAAACACGUUUGUUAUUUGCAAGAGUUUUAUCCAUGUAUUAUUCUUCUUCAUAUUCAAUAGCCAGUGAGUGAAACUCGGUUACAUGUUUCAUUAUAGGCUCGACUGAUUGAGCCUUCGUCGUUAUUAGCUCAUUAAAAUGGGUACCAUUGAAUUCCGUAAUAUAACAUCUAUAACCAUUGCUUAGGGAAGAAUUUCAAUAUUUUGAUCUAUAUACAACACUGUUAGGAUUGUAAUAUCUUUUGAUUUUAUUGGUAAUACAAAGUUCUGUGUGUGUGUGUGUUUUUUUUUUUUUUUAUUGAAUUUGUAAAAUGUUAUUGUAUUUAAUCAUUGUCCUUUUGUAUAUUAUUUCAGCUCAUCUUAUAGUUGCUCCUACUUUGUGCUCCCAUGUUGCUUCUUCAACUUCUAUGGAAAAUAUAACAGAAAAUCUAGCAAGAAGACUCAAUACAGAGAAUAUCUUGAUUUUGUCACGGACGUAGGCCAUCAUUGUGGGUUUAACGUAGAAGAAGAUUGCCUCAGAAUACCAUCUACAAAAAGGGUAUUUUUUUUUUUAUUUUUUUAUUUUUUUCAUUUCUGAACAUGAUUGGAGUUUGAACUAUCUUUUUUUUAUUUUUGUUUAAAGUAACUAUACAUGCACACAGACCAAUUCAUCUCAAUAAAGUGGUCUGGCUGUCAUGUCACCCUUCCCCUUCUCUCCCAUUUUUAACCCUACAGCGGAAAACAAUGCCAUUCUGUCUCUAGUGGCUGUCAUACUUGUAUUUUAGAGAUUGUAUGUAAUGAUCCAUAAGGAGAGACAAAAAAUAAACAUUUUAAAUCAGUCAUUCAUUCUGAUUGCCUGGAAACAUCAACACGUAAACUUGGUAGAGAUAUAAUUUAAAUCAAAGACCAUGAACCGAAAAUACAGAAUAAAGACAGCCGCAUUUGUGCUAUGUAAUGCACAACAUUCAAGGCAUUCUAUAGUGUUGGGUAUACAAAUCUAUGUCCCUAACACUAUAGUGCCCUCUGGUUCCCCGAUGCAUUGACUCAGAGUGUGUUUAAUGAUGCACUUGUGUUGCACUUCUUAGGGACAAUUUUAUGGAGCUCCCUAAAGCGGAAUACCAGAGAGAACCUGGUACAACAAAACUUGUCUCAAUAUUUUACUACCAUAUGCUACCAGUUCUAGGUCAUUUGGGAUGUACUGGAGAUGUAGUAGGGGUGCAACACUAGCCACCCUGGCAGAGAUCUGCCGGUGGUCUAUGUACAUUCAAAUACACUGGGUUUCUGUAAAGAAAUUUGUAAGUGUAUUUCAGAUUUUAUAAGAAUAUCGAAAUAUUUAACCUGGAAACGUGCAUUUAACUGUUAGCCGGUUUUUAAGUCCAUCCAGAGGUCACUUUAGAUCAGGGGUUCCCAACCUAGUUCUCAAGGACCCCUUACCAGUCCAGGAUUUAGGGAUUACCCUGUUGUGUCGAAUGUUUUUUUUUUUUUUUCUUCUCUAAAAACGCCUUCGACACAACUGGGUAAUCCCUAAAUCCUGGACUGUUAGGGGUACUUGAGGACUUGGUUGGGAACCACUGCUGUAGAUGACAACUUAAUUGUAUUCAUUUUCUUUCCAGCAACAUUACUGUUGAUUACUAUUUAUUAUAUAUUAUAUAUUUUGUUCUGUAUCUCAUUUUCAUGCAAGAUUUAAAUGUUUUGUUAUUUAUACAAUUUGUAUGGGUGCUUGCCUUAGGAUUUGUAUGUCAAAAUAAAAUAAAAAAUCUGAUAUAGUUAAAUAUAAGGCUAAAAGAAAUGUGUUAUAACUCCACGAAUUGGAUCAUUAAAUCAGUGGUUUAAACCACAGACUGGGAACAAAAAUGUGUCCCUGUGCUAUUUUCAGUAGUCACCACUGUAGGGAAUAGUUACAUGAUAUUCAUCAGGCCCUAGGGAGCUAGCCACAAUACAUUUUCUGCAGCUGUACUUUUAUCCAAAGCGAUGGGAAAACCGGUGGCAAUGGGAAGAGACCGGUGAAUGUGGUUUGCAGAAUUUAAUUGGUCAUAAAAUAGGUCACAGAUCUAAUUUUACUUUAGAACAAUGUAUAGCUAAGAUAAUGCUAUGUACAUAAUUCGUGUCCCUAUCAAUAACUGUUCAUUGAGAUCAAUAGACUUUUUUUUUUUUUUUCUUUAGCUAUGAUUUUCUGUAACUUUGUACUUAAUGUGAUAUGUGCAUUUUGAUUUAAUUUAUUUUAGAACUUUUUCAAUGGUUGGCUCCUGCAAAGCCCCGUUUCUUGGAAGUUUAUAGUUAUCGUCAGGCUAGAAUAUACUCUUUGAUGUAAUAAUUUAUAUUGAUAAAUAUUAUUUUAAGUGCAUGUAAGUGGAAAGUCUGAAUUUUAGAAUACACAAUUUGUAUCUGGCUUAUACAAUAAUUUUUUACAUUUUUUUUUUUUUUUCAUUCUUUUUUUUAAAAUCACUCUUUCAAAGUAGUCCAAUUUACAAGAACUAAUUUUAAGGUUAAUACUUCUUGUAGAUUUUUUUUUGCAUAAUACUGCUCUAGUAUAUCUGUACACUUGCGUAUUUCAUAGAUAGUUUAGCUUAAUCAGUGAAUAAUUUCCAUGAUUAUAUAUUGUUUUCACGAUUUCACUUCAGGUGUGCCUUAUAGGAAAGUCUAGGACAUAUUUACAUUCCCAAGAAGCAGUGAUUGAUGAAAAGAGGAAAGAAUACAUAAAGACUCAAUACUGCGACCCCUUAGAUUCUUCUAAUAAGCCCUCUCAUUGUGUUACGGAAAUGAAGGACCUCUCUGGGCAUCACGAUGGUCUUACAGACGUUGCUGAUGGACACGAAAGUUCCAACUCACUCAAAGAUUCUCCAGAAAAGGAACAUGGACAGUGGAUCUCCAACUUUCAGCCCCGGGAUAAAGUAGAACAAAUAAGGAACUGUGCUUUACUGCCAAGGGAUUUUAUAGACAAGGUAGUCCUGCAUGUAGCAACAUUAUUACUAAAAGAAGAGAAGAGUGAAAAUGUUAUUGAAACAAAUACUCCGUCUUGGAAUAAAGGUGGUAAGUGUUCAUAUUACUUAAUUUCUAAACUUAAUUUAUUGUGUGUGAGAGUAGAUGUGUCAAACUGCUUUAUUUAAGUUGUUUUAAUAAUAAUGUAGAGUUUAAUGUAAUCAGGAAUGUAACAUUUAACUCUUGUUCGUAGUUUUUGUUUUUUUUCCAAUUAUGUCCUGGGUAAUUGAUGUGAUUAUUAACUCAAGAAAAUUUAACAUCCGCUGCAUAAAAUACAGAUAAUUAUCACUAAUGUAUAAUGCUGUAUGUACAUUAUUAUUUUUAGUUCGUGCACAUUCGUGAUUAUGUACUCAGCUGUUUCAGAAAAGAACAGUAAAUUGAGUUUACAGAGAAAAAAAAAAAUCAAAAAGCACCUAGUUCAUAGGCUCAGAAUUUUAAGCUAUUAUAGAGAUUUUUUACUAGAUGUAAAUUUAUAUAUAUAGUGUGUGUGUGUGUGUGUGUGUAUAUAAUACAAAAAACUGUUGCACUCCAAGGACUUGGGAAAAUAUAUAAUUUAGUUAAUAAUUAGCUUUUAAUAUUACAUCUUAAAAGAGUAGAGUCAACGUUUCAGUUCCCACAGUGGAACUUUCAUCAGUAAAUUAGUACAUGUCCUGAUUAAAGUUUUACUGUGGGAACUGAAACAUUGACUCUACUCUUUUAAGAUGUACUAGUAAAAGCUAAGUAUUAACUAAAUUAUCCUUUUUCUAAGUCCUUGGAGUGCAGCCGUUUUUUGUAUUUUGUAUUUUGAUGUGUGACGUAAGCACCGGGAAUAACACUUGGGAAAGCAUUGGAAGGCUAGUGUGCAUGUGCUGCACAAUGCCGCGUUGCGCCAGUUAGCAUCUCCUCACAGACAUUCAUUGAAUCAAUGCAACUUUGUGAGGAACAUUCAGCAUCUCCAUGCAGAGCGUGGCGAUGCCGAACACAAGUGCUGAACACAGUGCUGCACUGGACUAGGAAGGGCCUGUAGUAGCAGUCAUUAAUGUUUACAUUAAAAAGCUUGCAGGGACAGACUAAACACACCAAAACAACUACAUUAAGCUGUAGUUGCUCUGUUUACUAUAGUGUCCCUUUAAAUGAGAUCUAUGUCUUCGUAGAACAUUGACUUCUGAAUCAGACUUAAAAUACUGAAAUGUGCAUAUUCGAAACACAUUAUCACAAAGCAAAUAUAAAAAAAAUAAUUAUUGGCUCUUAUAUAUAGCAGUUUUAGUAUGCUAGCUUUCCGCAAUAUUGACACCGUAAGAUAUAUAUAUAUAUAUAGUCACACACAGUUCCUGCAUGGGGUAAUCUUUUUUAUAAUUAUCAUUAUUAUGUUUAAUUGUCUUGUGGUGUGACCGUGUUGUACACCAGCAUGUAUAUUCAGUGUAGAAUUCGGUAGCUAUUGAUAAGCCCCCGAAUGCUAAAAUAGUUUGUACACAGUUAUGUACAUGUCCAUUUAGAUUUUAACAAUUCGGUACAAAACACCAAUUGUGAAGUGGCAAGCUAUAGCUCAUGAAUACUACAGAAAUCUAACCUGGAAAUCUGAACAUUGAUAAUAUUGUUAGUGCUUAUUUGCAUAUCAUGCACGGCACUCUGGAAGUGGAGCUGAAACAAACGCUUUCAUAACUCCAGUGUUAGCAGGUUUUAUUUUAUUUAUUUCUUUUUAACUAGCUAUAUGUGAAUUGCACUACAUUUUCUCACUUUACUUGAAGCUGUGUGAAGUUUUGUUACUAUUUCAUCUCAACACAAUGUUGUCUGAGAGAUUAUGAGCAAAAAUUAAUUUUUUUGUUCCCUAUCAAGAAGAAAGACUGUGCAUUAAAAACAAACAUUAUGAAGUCGAAAACACAUUGUAAUGUGUGGUAUGUAUAGGAUACAAAAAGGUGGCCAUGGCUAUUUUGUGAUAAAAACUCAAUUGAGAAACAACCAUGUAAUACAGAUUUUAAAUAGGUGCUUGUUUGAUUAUUGUGUUUAUUUGUAUCAUAGGCGACUGAUGCCAAAUCCUCUCAGUUCGCAUCAUUUUUUUUUUUUUUUUUUGUAGGAUGCCUAUUAUUGCGUGAAGUAGCAGAAGAUUUGGGCAAAGAAACUUUGCAGAGGUUAAAAAAUGAAUGUGGAGGUUUACAAACACUGUUAAGGAACAGUCAUCAAGUAUUUGAAGGUAACAAUAGAAUCUAAUAGAAUAAAACAUGUAUUAUUCAUAAGGCUGUCUGUAAAUUGUGAGAAAUGCAGAUCUGUAUGGACUUUUAUUGGCUAGAUCUCUGACCAUUAUACACAUCUCUGUAGUUCUCUGUCCAUUGGUUAGAUCUCUAUAUAUCUCUGUCCAUUAGCUAUAUAUCUAUAGUUUUAUGUCCCUUGGUUAGAUCUCUACAGUUCUCCGUCCAUUGGCUCGAUCUCUGUACAUCCCUGUCCAUUUGGCUUGAGCGUUGUCCAUUGGCUGGAUUUCUGUAGAUCUCUGUCCAUUUGGCUGGAUCUCUGUAGAUCUCUGUCCACUGAUUGUCUUUGUACAUCUAUGUCCAUUGACUGCAUCUCUAUAUUGAUUUAACUCACAUCUGUAGGAUUUCCAAAAUAGUUUAACAUUCUGAUUAAAUAUUUUUGGAAUGUAUGUGCUGACAUUUAAAUGAAAUUAUGGAAUGGUUAUAACUUGAUUUAAAAAAAAUAAAUUAAAAAAAUUGUAAAGUGGUGCAAGUGAAAAAUCUACACCUAUAAGUGGAGCACUGCGUUAUGGACGAGGUAAACUUACCCCGCAUGGCUUAAUAACAACCGUGGUAAGCAAUAUAUGUAAGAGAGAAUAACAAAUACAAUAUAGUGCAGAUGGUACAUAAACAACAAUGAGGUAAAACGGUGGUGAAAUAGGAACACUCACAUUUAAGGGAGCCUGUGUAUAAAUACUGGCUCCGUAAUAGAGCUUGUAUGCUUUUAAGGCAGCAUCACACCCUCAAUCAAUGGAGUAUCUCAAAAAGAAAACCUAAAAAGAGAGGGACCAAUGUGCAGUCUGUUAUAAAAGUCCUUCCCCCUUUAGUCACAUGUGUUUGAUUAUCCAAUAGCAUAAUCCUGAAAAAGUAUGUAGUGUUGAUAAUAAAGUGCAGCUGGGUAAUGGUGUGGAUCAUUGGCCACCUUUGGCGCCAUUUUUAUCCUUUUGAUUUCAUUGGUGGCUAGUGGUAGUUGGCGGAAAUACAUGUUGCGCCCGCUGUGGUUGGCGGAACUGACGUCAUGGAUGUCAGUGAGCGUCACCCGCCUGCAACCAAGCGUCGUCCUGAUUCCGCCUGAGCACACCCUCCAUCUGACUGGUAGGGGUAUGGCUUCCAGGGAGGGGAGUCUGUCCGUCAUUCACGUUCUAGGAAGUCUAGUUGCAUUGCCCUGCCUCCCCGACGUGUGACGUAAUCCCGCUGCCUCCCCUGUCCCAGUGUAGCUCAAAGGAACACAUUGACACAUUGAGAUUUCUCUAAAUUUCAAUUAUGUCCUGGGUCCACAAAACAUUGCAUUGAUACAAUAGGGUACAAUAAAAUAGAAAAACAAUAUUAAUACAUAAUAGAUACAAAAUUUAACAUAGAACAGGUAGGAAACAUAUAAUGAACCAGGACAGGUGCAUUCUGUUUAAGGUAUAUAGAGAGGGAUCUCUUACAGGACUUAAGGCGUGGGGAAGAUUUGAAAGUGUGCGGGAGGUCGUUCCAUAAUUGCGGUGCUCUGUAGGAAAAGUAGGAUCGGGCUGCUUUCUUUUUGUAUUGAGGUAGACUAAAUAAAGUGCUGGUACUGGAUCGGAGGUUAUAGUAGGUGGGAACAGCCAUAUUAGUAGUGGGAAACAGGAAGGGCAAAAUAAAUGAGGGAGAAAGAGAAAAAGAGUGUGUAUAUAAAUGGGAUAUCGUGAAUAGUAAUACCUAAAUAAAUACAAGUAUGCAUAACUUUGGAUUAAUGUCAUACAUAUAUAUAACUUUAUAAGCUGCUUAAUAAUAUUGUGUACAGAUAGGUGUAAUGCUUUUGAUGAAGGUACAAAUAUGGAAAAAUGGAGAUUAAUUAAAAUUUGAUAUAUCUUAAAAGGUUUUUUUUUAGAAAGAGUGCGAAAAGACAAUAAUCAGACUGAAUCAUACAUAUUGAAAAUUGGUGGCAAGUGUUAAAGUGCUGAUCUUUAAGUGCUAUGUAGUAAACUUAAAUAAAAUGGCAUAAUUCAAAGUCGAUGUUCAAAACUUCGGGGCUGUAAAGUCUUGCUUGGUCCCAGAUAUUUGUUUAAGUUUCCUCCACGCCAAUUGUUCUUAACUUUCUGAAUACCCAUAAAUGUAGUUCCUCUAGGGUCACUGUUGUGUUUGGUUUUGAAAUGCUGGGAUACAAUGUGUCCCACAUUCUUUUUUUAAUAAUUCUUACAUGUUCCUCCACGCGUAUGUGCAAAUUGCGCUUGGUGCGUCCCACGUAUUUCAAGCCGCAAGGGCAUUCAAAUAGAUAUCCAACGUGUGUAGAAUGGUAUGUUAUUACUUCCUUUAUAUUGAAUUCUUCAUUGUUAGUGGAGUUUUUAAAUUUGGUGAUUUUUGUUUUAUUAUUAUUUGUACUCCUGCACGCCAAACAUGUGCCGCAACCAUAGAAACCUUUACCCAUAUCUAGAAAAGUAGGGUCUGGUUCUUUUUUUAAUAUGCUUUUUAACUAAAAGCCUAUUUAAAUUGGGGGCACCUCUAAAAAUUACUUUGGGUAUGUCGGGAAGGUGCUUGGACAGUAGGGGAUCUUGUUUUAAAAUGGGACAAUGUUUAUUAAAACUUAUUUUUAAUGCCAAAAUAUUGUAGCUGUAAUUGCAUAAUAGCUACUCCUUUCCCUUUCUGUUUUUCGGUUCUGUCUUUUUCCUGCAACAGAGUAUGCCCUGGUAUCUGUAGAUUUUCUGUUGAGUGGACUUCCAGUAUUUCCUCCUUAUAUUCUUUUUCCAAAAUAUAUUUUUUUAAUAUAUUUGCUUGUUCCUUAAAUACAUAGUCAUCCGUACAGUUUCUUUUAAUGCGGUUGAGUUGGAAAUUAGGUAUACUGUUAAGCCAUGGUGAGAAGUGUCAGCUAGAAGUAUGGAUAAAACUGUUGACGUCUACGUCCUUGAAGUGAGUUUUUGUCUAUAAUAAUUUCAAGAUCUAAAAACAUAAAGUUUUUCUUGCUAAAAUUGGUAGUUAAAAUUAUGCUCCAUUCGUUGUGGUUGAGCUGGUCUACAAAAUUACUUAAAGUGUCCUCUAUGCUCUUCCAAAUAAAAAAUAGGUCGUCAAUGUAAUGGCGAUAGGUCACCAGGCCCUCCACCCAGCCAUGGUCUGAUUGUAGAUGUUGACGUUCCCAAUCUGCCAUAAACAGGUUGGCAUAGAUGGGUGCGAAUCUGGUGCCCAUCGCCGUUCCACAUCCCUGCAAAAAGAAAGUGCCAUCGUACCAAAAAUAAUUGGUGGUUAAGAUUAAUUUAAUGGCCUCCAUUAUAAAAUCAAUAUGGGAUUCCUCUAAAAAGAAUUUGACGGCUGAGCAACCUUUUUCAUGUGAAAUGAUAGUGUAUAAGGCACUUACGUCUGCAGUAACUAAGAAAUAGUCUUCCUUUCAAUCUAGUGCAUUUAUGUGUUUUAGAAUGCUGCCAGUGUCUUUCAGGUAACUCUGGACUUUCUGGACAAUCGGUUGUAAGCAUUUAUCAACGUAUUCUGAUAACCAGCUAAAUAUGGAGUUGAUGCCCAAGACUAUUGGUCUUUCGGGUCGGUGUUCAGAAUUCUUGUAGACUUUUGGGAGAUUGUAAAAUACCAGGACUUUUGGAAACUGUAUGUUUAAAUAUUCAAAUUCCUUUUUACUUGAAAUUCCUUUUUUUAGACACCUAUUUAAAAGAUUGUAAAAUGUAGCUUGUAUUUCUGAUGUUGGGUCUGAUUUUUGUGUUGGGUUGUGUUUAACACUUGCCACCAAUUUUCAAUAUGUAUGAUUCAGUAUGAUUAUUGUCUUUAUACACUUUUAUAUUUGUACCUUCAUCAAAAGCAUUACACCUAUCUGUCAGGAUUAUGCUAUUGGAUAAUCAAACACAUGUGACUAAAGGGGUAAGUACUAAAGGACAUAUAAAAAUCAGAUUCUUUCAAUCUACCUUGGGGCAGUGCCAUCCCCUCACAUAUUGGCACCAAGCAAUUAUAUCUCAGAGCCAGGAUUACAAGGUGAGCAUUUGACCUAUUUCACCUUUUAUACUACUUCAAUCAGACUGCACAUUGGUCCCUCUCUUUUUAUGUUUUCUCUUUGAGAUACUCCAUACCGUGGAUUGAUGGUGUGCUGCUGCCUUAAAAGCAUUCAAGCUCUAUUUCGGAGCCAGUAUUUAUACACAGGCUCCCUUAAAUGUGAGUGUUUCUAUUUCACCGCCAUUUUGCCUCGAUGUUGUUUACGUACCAUCUGCACUAUAUUGUAUUUUUUAUUCUCUCUUACAUAUAUUGCCUAUCACGGUUGUUAUUAAGCCACUGGGGGUAAGUUUACCACAUCCAUAAUUUAGCACCCCACUUAUAGGUGUAGAUUUUUCACUUAAACCACUUUACAACUUUUGAACUUUUUGAGUGUGGAGAAGAGGAUAUUUCCACACAUGUGUUUAGAGCUGCUACCAUUUAUAUUUUGACUUUAGCACCUUGUUUGAACACACACUGCUCCCAAAAGGAGGUACACUUCACUUAAAAACAUUAGUUUAUUUUCCGUACCCAAAUAUUCAAAACCUUUACUUAAUUAUUUUACUGCUGUAUAAUUCAAAUCUAUUGUGUUUAAUAUAUUAUUUAUGAAAUUGAUCAGAGAGGUGAAAUUGUAAAAUGGAUCCUCUAAAUAUAACCACUACUGCUCAUAGUAGUAGUAGUGGUGCAAAUUGUCUCUGGCCGCCAACAGUUUUUUCGCUACAAAAUGCAAAGCUAUCCAAGCAGCCCAAGUCUACCAGUUCCAUUUAGUUGGACAUCUAAUUGUGAAAGUUCCCUUCCAAAUAAGCCAAGCUACAGCGACGUAGCCUGGCUUUCAGUUCCAUAAGAGCCUUGGUUUUUUUAAAAAACAUUUUAAAAAUAGUUUGACAUAAACUGGAGAGACUGCACCCAAAGUGCACCCUUGUCUCUUCUUUUCAAUGUGACUUCUUAUCCUGUUCUAUAUUUAUACUCUAAGAACCAGUCUAAUUUUCACUAUUCGUGUUCAUUUGUAAUCUAAAUAAUGUAAUCACUGCUAUGUUUGGAUUAAACAGUUCAUUCAAUAAAAACAAUGGUUUUUUGCUAAGGAUACUUUGUCUCAUUUGUCAAAAAAGUUACUUUAGCCAAUAGAAGGUUAUAACAGUGAUUUUACAAUCAACCAUUUUGAUUAUACUGACAUAUCUUAGAGUUAUGGAAACACAAUAAAUAAUUUGCAGGUGACUAUUUCAAUCAUAAUAAAUCCAAUGUAUGUAUAUUUGUUUUCCCCUUAGUGAUUAAUUCAAAAGUUUCAAUUCGUGACUGGCGGAAAGAAGCGCAAACAGCAACAAAUAAGCGCAGAGAAGAAACCAAGAGGACGCUCUCUCCUGAUGUUUUAAAAACACGUCUUUGUUGGUUUUAUGUCAACCACCCGAAUAGCUGCCCUCGCACUGCCGAAUCCUGUCCAUAUGCACACGGGAUGGAAGAACUUCGACCAAGUUCAACUACACAAAGGAAAAAGCUCAGACAAAAAUAAUCUAGUGAUUCAUUUAUUCCUUUGCUGACGAUCAAUCAAUUAAGCAAACUGAGACAUUUUUCUGUGAUUAUUCGUCUUUUUAAUUAAAGGAUCGCUAUAGUGUCAGGAAAACAAAGUGAUUUUCCUGACACUAUAGUGCCCUAAGGGUGCCCCCACCCUCAGAGUCCCCCUCCCGUGAUGCUGAAGGGGUUAAAGCCCCUUCAGCAGCUUACCUUAAUCCAGCACUGGGCUCCCUCGGCGCUGGUGACCUCUCGUCCCCUGCUGACGUCAGCUCCCGAGCGGAGCAGAAUGCGCAUGCGCAGCAAGUGCAGCGCGCGCAUUCAAACAGUCCAUAGGAAAGCAUUUCUCAAUGCUUUCUUAUGGACGUUCUGCAUGUUGGAUGUGAAUUUUGCAUCCAGCGUCGCAGAUGCGCCUCUAGCGGCUGUUAGGAAGACAGCCACUAGAGGUUUCUCUGAAAUGGCUAUGUUUACAUGUGAAGGGUUAAAACCUGAGGGACCUGGCUCCCAGACCACUUCAUUGAGCUGAAGUGGUUUGAGUGACUAUAGUGUCCCUUUAAAUAACCUGAAACUAAAUAACUUUUUCGUGUGAGUAUUGUUUAAUUAAUUAAACCUCAGAUUUUCUCAUUUCUGGAUAUAGCACAAAACGGAGAUAUGACCCGACGCCUUGCGUGUAAUUAUUCUUUUUUUUCUCAGUGACCUGCUGUGUAUUUUUACGUGAGAGUCUUCCUUUACAGACCUUUUUAUAUAGCCUACAUAUUCUCAGCAUUAUCAAGUUUCUGAAUUUAAACUCGCCUCACUUGAUUUAGCCCCUGUUAAUGACAACGCUGUAUUGUAGACAAUUGAUACACAGAAUUUUUUUUCAUUCACAUUGCUUGAUUUGUUUUUGUUUUUUUAAGAAAAUGUGAACCACAUUCCUGAUUUUAUUCUUAUUUCUUUGUUUUGUGAUACCAGAUGCAUUUUCUUUUUCUUUUCUGAAAAUGCAAAUUGGUUACUUUUUUCUUACUGGACGAACAGGCAUGGAAAACUAAAGUUGUAUAGUUCAAACCUUGUACAGUGAAGUGACAUAUUACACAUUAUUGCUGUAGACGGCAUUUAAUUUACUGAAACACUAGUUAAUGGAAGUAAAUUCCAGCAUUUGCAUUGCUCUCUCUAGUAGUUUAUGGAUGUGAUAUAAUACACUGUUGCAUUCUCAGUAAUCUUCCUAUUUAAAUUGUCUGUCAUGUAUUUUGGUUUUUUGUGCGUUUUUUUUUUUCUUCAGUUUUCCUUUCCUUUAUGCCAUUUGUAUCAUAUACUUCCACACCACCACUUUAUUUAUAUUUCUUUUCUUCCUGAGCCAGAUAUCAAUAUGUGGGCAACAACAUUGUGUUCUCCUCUGUCUAUGAAGGGCAAAUUUUUGAAAUGUUUUAGUAGAUGGUUAUUACUGCAUUGAAUGAAGUUUGUGAUUUGCACCAAUAGAUCACAUACAAUGAAAGUAGCAAUUUUGUGCGUCGGCUUUUAAACACAUUCUAAGCAUAAAAAUUACCAAUUUCAAGGGUAUGUGGGAGAUAAACACACUGGAGACGCACAUAGGAAACUCAGACAGCACAGAAUGAUUAAUGAUGACAUCACCAGUCAGAAUGAAGCAGGACUCAACAUAGAGAAUGAAUGGUUGAAUGAAUGUUCCAGCCAACUGAUGGUGUAUACAGAUGGCGGGGAAAAAAGAGAAUAAUGUGAUGUAGGGGUUUGGUUUACUUAAAUUUCAAUACACUUGCUUUAAAAAAAAGAAAAUCUAAUUCUUUGAUUUCAUGCAUCAGGGAUUAAAUAGCACAGAAGUUUUAUUUUGGUUAUAGUAGUCCUUUAGCCCCUUAAGGACACAUGACAUGUGUGACAUGUCAUGAUUCCCUUUUAUUCCAGAAGCUUGAUCCUUAAAGGGGUUAAACUCUUCUCAUUGCAAAAUAUCAUGCUCACCAAUAGUAGUUCUUAUAUAUUCUUGUAUACUUAAACUGAAAGUGAAUUUAAAAUAAAUUAAAUAAUCUGCCAAAGAGGUCCAUUUUGCAAAUGAAUUUUCAAUGAAUGUAAGAUCUACUGUAUAUAAUGAAUAAAUUGUGUAGAAGCACACAUGCAAUGCCAUUUUAAUAUACUUGGCACUGUGUGUCAUGAGACAGCUAAAACAGAAAUGAAGAUAUUGCAACUUCACUUUCUGAUGUCUGUCAUGAAAGUGUUCUGGAGAGCAAGCGGAUGAACCUAAAGAGAAUGCUUUAUUUUUUAUAUGCGAGUCACCUGCAUGAAGACUUUUUUUUUAUUUUAUUUUUUUAAGUCACUUUCUUUCUUAUUUGAUUGCAGAAUUUAACAUCAUGAACUGUGACGUUACUGGUAUUUACUACCCAAAAACCACCAGGGGGGGCUAAAGUUUCAUAAUAAUGCCAUUACAAUGAUAAGAAGACAGAAAGAUUUAAUAAACUGUAUGGGAGUUUGUUUAGCACAUUGAAUAAGAAUUAGAAGUAUUUUAUCAAACUUUUGGUUAGAAUGCAUUAUUACAUUUUAUUUUAAAAUUAUAAAGCUUAUUGUGUGUCCCUGGAUUGCAAACCCCACAAUACUGUACACCAAAGUGAAAACAAAUGCUCAUUGAUCCAAUUUACCCACUUUAAAGCCUUUUCCAAUCAUGAUUAAUAAAGCUGUCUUCUGCCUUGGUGACAAAUACGCAGCAUUUAUAUUGUUCAGAAUUAAGCAGCCCUUGAAUAAACUAUGAGAGAUGGUACCAGACAAUUUAGCUUAAACAGUAACACAUUUUUCACAUUCAAUUUUCUAUACGCCAAGGAUGGCCUACCGUCUAAAACACCGGCAUUGGCCAGUUUUUAAAAACAUCCUCUAGUGAAGGUUCAUGACAGCACCUCAUAUUAUAGACACAAGAUAGCUUGUACAACUUGCCUUUGUCAGGGUUCCUACAAACUGUCUUUCUGCUGGUCGCCACCUCCUGGGGCUCCAGACCCCUGCAUGCUGUCUGGAAUCUCCUUGGGCAUAGAACAUGGAACACUGUGGUCCUGCCCCCUUUUAGGACUCAAGCGGUGUCUGUGUCGCAUCUGGUAUGCGUUAACGUCAUUGGUGCCAAUGAAUGAAUUACAGUGUUCUUUAGCCUAUAUAAGCCUUACCUUUUGAUUUUACGCUUGCCCUGUAGUGCAUUCUAGUUUGAUUAUCCAAGAGCGCGUUUUUCUUAAUACUCUUAUUCCUGGUUAUUUAUCUUGACUGGUCUUGACUACUCUUUAUUGAUUACAUUUAUUGAUUAAGGUCCGGUAAUGCUUACUCUUCCCUACCUACUGUUCUUCCUGUACUUGUGACUUUAUUUGGCGUGUUGGGUUCCCUAUCCUGACCGCCUUAGUCUAUUGUGAAUAGUGCAUUGUAGUGUGUGUGUGUGUGUGUGUAUGUAUAUAUAUGUAUAUGUGUGUAUAUAUAUAUAUAUAUAUAUAUAUAUAUAUAUAUAUAAUCACAAUAUGUAUAAAAUGGGUGUUUAUACUGUAUACACUUUGUGAUCUACCAUUACUAGGUUAACCAGCAAAAUAUGAACACGUCACAAAAUGGAAGGCAGUGAUGGAUCUGCAUGUGAGAGUUAAAAAUCUAUACAGAAACAAAGUAAUAAUUUAUUCAUUUAAGGGGGUGUCAAGAAAUUAAAAUAAACUUAAUAUCAAUAACAAAUGUAUAUUACCAUUAUUCAGCCUGUUCACCUGUAGAAUUAAAGCUAAUUUAUACAUUAAACACGUUAACCUUUUCAGACACAUCCAUUGUGGUUAUUAUUGUUUAAUGCUAUUUUAGGUUGCAGUAAAUUGACUGCGGUGUUUAACAUUCCUCUUUACCACUUGUGGUUAGAACAAAAGGUGUGGGAUAAAUUAUAGCUCACUGUACUCUGUGUGACCACACUUAAAUAAUUAUCUGUGUAACCAGAAAAGCUCAGAAUAAUCCAACCUUCAUUUCACACUGACACAGGAUAAAACAUGGCCUUUAAAACAAUGUAUACAUAUUUUAGUUAAGUGCUUGCAACUAAUGCAAAGUGAAACUUUAUUAGCAUAUUUAUAUCCACUUCUGGAACGCUAAGCUG
Molecule: messenger RNA, 43323 nt
Organism: Pelobates cultripes (western spadefoot toad)
Lineage: Eukaryota; Metazoa; Chordata; Amphibia; Anura; Pelobatidae
Source: the annotation of a GenBank genome assembly